Molecule: messenger RNA, 3089 nt
Organism: Aspergillus sclerotioniger CBS 115572
Lineage: Eukaryota; Fungi; Ascomycota; Eurotiomycetes; Eurotiales; Aspergillaceae
Product: putative sterol glucosyltransferase
Exons: 7
Coding region: 67-2616 (849 amino acids)
Biological process (GO): carbohydrate metabolic process
Molecular function (GO): hexosyltransferase activity; UDP-glycosyltransferase activity
Source: RefSeq, a predicted model, not a curated record
CAAGAAUCUUCUACGGGUGACCCUUCAGCAUCGCAUAUUUUUACUUGCUACUCUCGACAUCAGACCAUGGAACUUCCCUCUCAGCACGGUCAUGGCCACGCUGCUUCCGUGGAUGAGCAAGCGCCUCCGCUUUAUUCACCAUAUGUUGAUGACAGGCUAGUGGUAGAGUCAGCAGAUGUGCAAGCCGAUGGCCGCGUAAAUGUCGAUCUUGACUCCAAAUUUGCUAGAACACUAGCCAAAGUUAUCGAGCUACAGCAAGAGGACCUUCAAAAUCCACCCCCAGAUUACCUCUGGAGGCAGUCAGUGCAGGAUCAGGCGGUCGGAUGUGAGAUACAGCUAAAUAUCGUGAUACAAAUCGUGGGCAGCCGAGGAGAUGUGCAACCGUUUAUCGCAUUGGGGAAUGCGCUACAAAAUUAUGGGCACCGGGUCCGGAUAGCCACACACGAUGUGUUUGCUGACUUCGUCACUCAGUCGGGACUUGAGUUCUAUCCUAUAGGUGGCGAUCCAGCUGAGUUGAUGGCUUUUAUGGUCAAGAAUCCGGGCCUCAUACCCAAGAUGGAAGGAUUGCGCGCCGGGGAGAUACAGAAAAAGAGGGCGAUGGUUGCUGAAAUGCUUGAAGGCUGUUGGAAGUCGUGCCUUGAAGAUGAUCCAGUCACAAAGGCUCCAAUCGUUGCAGAUGCUAUAAUUGCAAAUCCGCCCAGCUUUGCCCAUAUACAUUGUGCGCAGGCGCUCAGUAUCCCGGUUCACCUCAUGUUUACAAUGCCUUGGACUAGUACCAAGGCUUUCCCUCACCCGCUCGCCAACCUGAGCUCCUCAGACAUGAACCCGAGGACAGCAAACUGGGUCUCAUAUGGUGUUGUGGAGUGGCUUACAUGGCAGGGACUAGGAGAUGUGAUCAACCAGUGGCGGGCAUCCAUCGACUUAGAGCCGGUCUCAGCAACAGAAGGACCUAGGCUGGCUGAAACGUUAAAGGUUCCGUUUACUUACUGCUGGUCUCCAGCUCUGGUCCCGAAGCCGCAGGACUGGCCAGCAAAUAUUGGUUAUUAUUCCAUGGAUGUUUGCGGGUUCUUUUUCCGCGAGCCUCCCACCUACAAGCCUCCACCUGAAUUACAGAAGUUCUUAGAUUCUGGACCGCCACCCGUGUACAUAGGAUUUGGUAGUAUUGUCAUUGAAUGCCCUCAGAAGAUGACCGAUAUCAUCCUCGGAGCAGUUGCACGGACUGGGGUUCGUGCGAUUAUCUCACGGGGUUGGAGCAAACUAGGUGGUGCACCGAGUCCCAAUAUCUAUUACAUCGAUGACUGUCCACAUGAGUGGCUUUUCCAACACGUGGCUGCCGUGGUACACCAUGGAGGUGCUGGGACAACAGCAUGUGGUCUUGUCAAUGGUCGGCCGACUAUUGUUGUACCCUUUUUUGGGGACCAGCCAUUUUGGGGUCACAUGGUGGCGAGGGCUGGAGCUGGCAGCAGGCCCAUUCCUUAUGCAUCACUAAAUGCACAGGUUCUGGCCGAUGCCAUUAUGUUCUGCUUGACACCUGCAGUGGCACAUUCCGCCCGGGAUCUUGCCCUGAAAAUGCAAUAUGAAGCAGGAGUUGCUGCAGCAGUUCAGUCAUUCCAUCGUCAUUUGCCCCUAAAAAAGAUGCGUUGCUCUCUAAUCCCUAGUCAACCUGCCGUAUGGAGCUACACCCGGUCCAAACAACCCAUCAACCUUUCCAAGGCAGCUGCUCAAAUAUUGAUAGACAAUGGCAAGAUCGAUGCGGGACACGUUCGGUGCCAUGACAUCAAUCCUAUUUAUAUAGAAAACCGACGUUGGGACCCCGUGACCGGCAUUAUAUCUGCCUCUACAAGUACAGGGUCUGAGAUGAUCAAAUCAACUGCAGCGAUGCUAUAUGACCCGUACAAAGAAUAUACACGCGGUCGUUCUGGAAAGUCUCCAAGAGCCCGUACUGAGCGCGACCUGUCGCCUUUGAGUCUAGCAUCGUCAUCAAACUCAAGCAAGCGUCCAGAGGCAGAGAGACAACCAUCAGGUCCGGGCACCACAGUGACUCAGGCCAACAGCGAUCCUAGCAAAAGCUCCUUAUCAACGGCGGGGAGUAUGGUUGGGGCUUCUCUGAAGGGGUUUGGCAAGUUUACGGGAGCUUAUUUCAAAGGUGUAGUGGUGGACAUACCCCAUGCUGCUGCGGAGGGCUUCCGGCAAGUUCCUCGACUCUAUGGGGAGGAACCCAAAGACUAUGGUACAGUCCGGGAUUGGAAGAGUGGUGCUACUAUGGGCGGCAGGAAUUUUGUCGAUGGUAUGACGGGUGGCUUCAAAGGCUUCUUCACCGAGCCGGUUAAGGGUGCCAGGGAGGAUGGGGCGCUAGGAGCCGUUAAAGGCUUUGCCAAAGGAACCAUUGGGCUGGCGACUAAGGUUCCGUCGGCCGGGAUUGGUCUUGUGGCUUAUCCUUUUCACGGUAUAGCGAAAACGAUCGAGACGGCUGUCAGAUCGAAAACUAGGAAGGCUAUUGUCAAUGCACGGCUUAAGGAAGGGUAUGAAUUGACCAGACAAUUACACCUGUCAGAAGACGAGCAGCAGGAUCUCCUACGCAGGUUUCAACUUCUUACACAUCGCUUGGAUGCGUGAUAUACUCGUCGGCACGUUGGAAUAGUGAGAGAAUUGUCAGUUGAUUUCAUACUACCCCUGUGCGCAAUGCAUCUGCAAUCUUUACUUGCUGCGUCAUGCGAGUCCAUCGAGAUUUUGCCUGCAUGUAUCUACGAAUGAACCACAUGUACGACGUAUCUUCCUCUUUUCCCACAUUUUACUGUCCUUCGUUCAGAUUGAAUCUGCAUGGAUCGUCAACAUCAUAUUGGCUUCUUUGCGCGAAUUCGACGCCAUGAGAUAGGGCUUGUUGCCGAGGUUCGUUGCGUCGGACACUAAGGAAUAGCGGUUAAUGCGCUGCGUGGUAUGUCUUAAAUUUAUGAUCCUGAGUGGACUGACAAGACUGUCGUUCUUCCCUGGGCCCAUGUUUAUCAGCGGCGAUACCCGGGAUUCUGCUGAAGAAAUGGCCGGAAGACCAACACUUCCGGGCCCAAGCCAGGAGGGGCAGUCAGGCCGGG